Astyanax mexicanus (Mexican tetra) is the source of this 4289-nucleotide messenger RNA. RefSeq names its product guanine nucleotide binding protein (G protein) alpha v1 (gene gnav1). Gene Ontology annotation, cellular component: heterotrimeric G-protein complex. The transcript is spliced from 9 exons. The record is from RefSeq and is a predicted model, not a curated record. Lineage: Eukaryota; Metazoa; Chordata; Actinopteri; Characiformes; Acestrorhamphidae. Gene Ontology annotation, biological process: adenylate cyclase-modulating G protein-coupled receptor signaling pathway. Gene Ontology annotation, molecular function: G-protein beta/gamma-subunit complex binding; G protein-coupled receptor binding; GTPase activity. Bases 532 to 1617 code for a protein of 361 amino acids.
UGGCAGUGCUGCUGUGGAGCGGUGUGUAGAGGAGUUUCAGCGCUGUGGGUCAGUGCGGGACACCGAGCGGCGGUUUAAGAGGAGGUUUUCAGAGGAAAAACAACAAAGUUAACCAUGUUAAAUCAGGUUCUUUUAGGUUUUAAUGCGGAUUAACUGAUCCGGAGCAGGAGAGAGGAGUUUUAUUGCGGUGUAAAAGUUUGUGCUGAAGUUUGAGCGGCGCUGUGGAGCUCAGGUGAGCAGCUCUCCUGAGGACUGACUGUGAUUUAUUUACUCUACCGGACACCGGGAUCACCAAACCCCGACUAAAUCGUGACCAAACCCGGACUCAACACCGACCAAACCUGGACUAAACACUCUGGACCUUCUGGAGCUCUACAACUACCUCUGUGUGGAUUUACUGUAAAUGUGAAGCUCCGUGUAAGAGUGUGUGUGAAAGGGAGAAGGAGACUGUGUGUGUGUGUUUGUGUGUGUGUGUGUGUGUGUGUGUGUGUGUGUGUGUGUGAGUGAGUGUGUGAGAGAUGUGUGUGAGAGAUGGGGCUGUGUUUCAGCUCCGAGGUGACAGAAGAAGGGAAGAAGGCGAAGAUUCAGAGCGCGCAGAUAGAUAGAGAACUGUACCAACACGCCAAGAGAGAGAUGAACAUAGUGAAGAUCCUGCUGCUGGGAGCUGCUGAGAGUGGUAAAAGUACUCUGGUGAAGCAGAUGAAGAUCAUCCACAGCCACGGCUUCAACCAGCAGGAGCUGGCCAGCUUUAAGUUGGCUGUUUUGGACAAUCUUCUAAACUCAAUGAAGUUUGUUCUGCACGGGAUGGGCGUCCUCCGUAUCAACCUGGCCAACAACAAGAACAAGGUCCAUGCUCACUCUGUGCUCUCGUGUGGGCGGUGCUUUGAUGAAGAACAGGUGCUGUUUCCGUUUGUUGGCCACGCCCUCUGCUGUCUGUGGGCGGAUCAGGGGGUGCGGUCAGCGGCUGCCCGCGGAUACGAGUACGAGCUUAAUGACUCUGCGCUUUAUUUCUUUGAAAACAUGCCCCGGAUUGUGGCUGCAGACUACGUUCCUACGGAGAUGGAUGUGCUGAGGGUCAGAAUAAGGACCACCGGGGUCAUCGAAACCCAGUUUAAAGUCAAACAUCUGGUCUUCAGGCUGUACGAUGUUGGAGGGCAGAGAACGGAGAGGAGGAAGUGGAUUAGUUGUUUCGAGGACGUCAGGGCGGUGCUGUUUGUUGUGGCUCUGAGCGGGUACGACAUGACCCUGGUGGAGGACCCUUCUAUGAAUCGGCUGCAGGAGAGUCUGAAACUUUUUUCCUCCAUCUGCAACAACGUCUUUUUCAGGAGCACCUCUAUGAUUUUAUUUAUGAACAAGAUCGAUCUGUUCCAGGAGAAGAUCCUGCACUCCGGCCGACACCUGAGACACUACCUGCCCCUCUAUAAAGGUCCUGAUUGUGAUGUGGACUCGGCGGCUCGUUUCAUUGCCUCCAUGUUCGUAUCUCAGAACGCCACGCCCACUAAACUCAUCUACCAUCACUUCACCACGGCAACCGACACCUCCAACGUCCAGGUGGUCUUCCAGGUGGUGAUGGACACCAUCAUCAGAGAGAACCUGGAGGCCGUGUCUUUACUGUGAGCUGAGCUUCAGCAGGAGGAAGAGGACUGCUGUGGUCAGUGAAGAGCCUCAGCUGAUCAGAACUGGAUCAGGACCGGUUCCCAAACUGGUUCCUGAACUGGAGCAGAACUGGUUCCCGAACUGGAGCAGAACUGGUUCCCGAACUGGAUCAGAACAUGUGCAGAACAGGUGCAGAACUGGAGCAAAACUGGAUCAGAACUGGUGCAGAACUGGAUCAGAACUGGUUCCCGAACUGGAUCAGAACUAGUUCCCGAACUGGUUCCCAAACUGGAUCAGAACUGGUUCCCGAACUGGUUCCCGAACUGAUUCCUGAACUGGAUCAGAACUGGAUCAGAACUGGUUCCUGAACUGGAUCAGAACUGGAUCAGAACUGUAGAAGCUGCAGUGAUGCUGCACUCUGUGUUCACACUGUGUUCCAUUUCAUUUUGAACUCAAUUUGCUGUGAUCUGAAGUUCGAUUUGGUUUUCUGUGAACAAUCAAACUGAAUCUGAAACACUUUAAACAAGUUUUAUUUUUAUUUAGUUACUGUUUAAAUCUGCUUUAUUACACAGCCUGUAAAAAUAUGCCUGAGCUUUAAUGAACGAGUGACGAUGCUAAUCAAUCAAUAUUUAUUUACAUUACGGGAAACUAUCACGUUACUAACAGGUUUACACAAUUACACUACUGUUUAAAAUGAAUAAUUAGUGAAAACAUAUUAAAAUACAUAAGAAAACUCAUUUAGUUUCAAAUAAAUAAUUCUUUCCAACAAAUAAUUAUGAAUCAACCAUAUCUCUCUCUUUCUUUUAGAGAAAAGUUAUUUUCUUUACUAUUAGAAUUUUUUUUUACCUUAUAAGUGCCUUUAUGAGUAAAGAUAUAUAACUUAAAUGAAGCUCAGUUUAGUUUUUAGUUUUACUGUAAACUAAAUCUAAGUUGUCUAAAAAAAGAUAAACUAAUUCAUUCCAAAAUGAAGAAAAUGUUGACCUAUGUUAAUUUGUUGGAAGGGCUAUAAUAUAAAAUCACUCGAUUCUUGUUCUUUUCUGAGAAUCAUUUAGACUUUUAUAUGCUUUCUUAGAAGCAUUUAGUCUUAUAUUCCUGUUUAGGUUAAUAUCCAGUAUGAAGUUUUAAUAAAAUGUAUAUUCAUUAUGAAGGUUUAAUAACACUAAUAUCCAGUAUGAAGUUCUAAUAACACUAAUAUCCAGAAUGAGGUUCUCAUUACUUUAAUAUCCAGUAUGUAUUUCUAAUGACUUUCAUAUCCAGUGUGAAGUUAUAAUAACAUUAUUAUCUAGAAUGACGUUAUACUAACUUUAAUAUCCAGUAUUAAGAUCUGAUAUUGUCAAUAUGAUAUUAAUUAAUUUGGCUAAAAUCAAAUCCCAUAUUUAUUCUGGUUAGGAAAUUAUUUUUUUGUAUUAAUUUAGGCUAUAAUGACAUGUAUCAUAAUUUGAUUACAAAUUCAUCCUGGAUAAGAAUAUUCGGUAAUUGCAGAUUCAUAUUGAAUAGUAAAUUAAUAAAAAAUUAAUCUGUCUAUUCAUUUGUUUAUGAAUUAACUCCGGAUGGUAAGUUAAUUUCAAACUCAUUGAUUACAAAUUAAUUUGUGUGAUAAUUUAAUUAAAGUUGUAGAAUCUUACUAGAUUGAUUUUGUUAAUUUAUGUGGAACUAAGUGAGUUAUUAAUUAUUAUAUUACUGAAAACACACUUUUAAACAGUAGUGUGAACAGAGAUAGUGAAGAACGUAGCCAUACGGCUGCGUGUGUGUGUGCGUGUGUGUGCGUGUGCGUGCAGCAGGUGCAGGAGUGUGUUUGUCGGGGGUUAAUAUUUGCUUAAGUGUGUUUGAGCUGCAGGUUAGUGAUGGACUGACACACACACACACACACCCACUUACUGGAACAUGUUUACAACACACACACACUGUGAUAGUGUGUUGUUUAUAUUACAGGAGUGUAUUUUCUUUGCUGCACUUCAGUGCUUUAUAGUUUUUUUUUACUUUCAAUAUUUGCUUCUUUUUAAAUUCAGAUUUGAAUCAGAAUUGCUGUGCAGAAUGUGUACCAGUCAGUCACACACACACAAACACACACACACACACACAUACAUACAUAGACACAUGCAUAUAUUCACACACAGUAUAUUGUGCCUUGUUUUUCUUUGUAUUCUUAAUGCGUGUAAAUAGUUGUAUUAUUAAGAACCAGAAUUGUUUUACUUGUAUGAACCCAGUGUGAACAGAAUUGUGAACAGAAGUGAUUUCUUUUGGUAUUAUUAUUUUUAUAUUUGUUGUUUUGUUUGUUUGUUUGUUUAUAUGUUUAUGUCAAUUCACAAACAAUCACUUAUGCUGGAACUUAGUCUUUAGUUUAAGUCAAAAAGAGACUAUAUGACUGAACUGGCACAUUUUCCUUUCGUCAGACCAGGUCAGGUGUGAACAGAAGUGUGAACAGAUUUGAAUUAUUUUCCUUUUCUGAUAUGUGAACAUUCAAACAGUGUGUAUACAGUAAAUGUAGUGAAACACUGCAACCACAACUAUGCAAGAUCAAAAAUGUGAUUUAUUCUGACAAUCCAGAUUAUAUAUUUUUUUCCCGUUGUUGAGUGAGUGUAAACAGAACCAAUUCACAUUAUUUUCCACUUUAUUGUUUUUUUUUCUUUUCUCCCAACUGAAAAUGCACAAAAUCGCAAUCAGGUUUACGAAAUAAAACACAGAGAACUUUA